This is a messenger RNA of Cavia porcellus (domestic guinea pig), 3994 nucleotides long. RefSeq names its product signal-regulatory protein gamma-like. The record is from RefSeq and is a predicted model, not a curated record. The transcript is spliced from 4 exons. Gene Ontology annotation, cellular component: plasma membrane. Lineage: Eukaryota; Metazoa; Chordata; Mammalia; Rodentia; Caviidae. The coding region runs from base 95 to 631 and encodes 178 amino acids. Gene Ontology annotation, biological process: positive regulation of T cell activation; positive regulation of phagocytosis.
UCAGGGAGGGGGCCAGGGUGACUAAUUUCCAAGAGCUCAGACUGACAUUUUCCUGACACAGACACUUGAAGAGAAACCUUCUUGAGCCUCCAAGAUGCCUGUCUCUGCCUCCCAGCUCCAGCCUUCUUGUCUUGUCCUGUUACUGACUUUUCUGCUCAGACUCACAGCCACAGAGGUGAUUCUGCAAGUGAUUCAGCCUGAGAAGCCAGUGGUUCUUACUGCAGGAGAGACCGCCACUCUGAACUGCACUGUGACCUCUCUAUUACCUGUAGGACCCAUCCUGUGGUUCAAGGGGAAAGGACAAGGCCGAGAGCUGAUCUACAAUUAUAAAGGAGGCCACUUCCCACGAGUCACAAAUGUAGCAGAUACGACACGCAGAGACAACAUGGACCUUUCAAUCCGAAUCCGUAAUGUCACCCCUGCAGAUGCAGGCACCUACUACUGUGUCAAGUUCCAGAAAACAGGCUCUGAGGAGAAGGAGUUUCUGUCUGGAGGAGGCACCAAGAUGGUUGUGGAUGAAAUGGAGCAGUCUUGUACUUCUACACUCCUCACAGCUCUGCUGCUCAGCACAAAGGCGCUCCUGGCCAUCAUUGUCUCUGCUAUCUACAUCCUCCAGAAACAAAAGGUCUAACUGAGCUGCCUGUCAACUUACCACAGAUGUCCCCAUGAGAAGAGCAGCUCCAGGGUUAUGACAGCAGGAGGAGAUACUUCUUGAAUAAGGAGUAUUUAUCCCAAAGAGACAUGUUUCCCCACCAUCUCAACUAUAUUCCUCAACUUUCUUCCUGUGGAGGACCCUCACUCUCUGCUACUUUCUUCCUUCUCUGAGAGGAUCGAUCUGGAAGAAAAUGUGAUAAGAAGCUACCUUAGACACUGUUACAAACAUUUCUCCACCUCAGACACAUGUUGGCCCACAAAUCCCUGCUGUUCCUUUACUCAGUCAUUGAUGUCCUUAGGACUGAUCUGCACCCAUGAUCCUAAGCAGGAGGGCUGGGAGCUGGCUGUGGGAUCUAAUUCAGAUAAUUUCCUGGAAUAUGUGCAAUAAGUCAAUUUGUACUAUCACGUGUUAGACACAGAGCACACCUCCCCACUAAAAUCAAUAUAUUCAGAGAACUAUAUUAGAAAGUGAUUGAGUCAUAGGUAUAUGAUACUUAUGAGUAGAUUAAAUCUUUAAUGAAAUCAUGACUGAAUGUCCUGUUAAAAUGAGAAAUUAUUUCCGAUGUGGGUUACUAGAGACAUGAGUUGCAAGGGUAUACACACACACACACACACACACACACACACACACACACACAAAUGUUGUUCCGAGACUAUUCUCUUUUUCUGUUUUCUUUCACUUUGAUUUUUCAGAGUGAACUAGUUUCAGCUGACAGUGAACUAAAUUGUGAGCCACAAUAAAUAUAUUUGCAAGUAUUGGCUAUUUUUUUUUCCAGGAACACUAGAAUGGCCCAGGGGUGGAGUUGUUACUGUAACUGGAUAUGUCCACAUAGCUUGCAAGGCUUUGAAACUGAUUUGCUGGAGUAGUUUAGAAAAUUAUGAAGAUGUCAACUAGAAAAGUCUUAGAAUGUUGAAAGCUGAUUUUCAUGGUGAUUCUGGUGAGGAUGCUGCCAGAAACGUGAAUGGUGAAGGGCAAGUUUAGGAGGUUCCUCUUGGGAACCAGAACUCCAUUGACAAUUGGACUAGAAGCCAAGUGGGUUACAUUCUGGCAAAGAAUGUGUGUUUGUUUUGCCUAUGUUUUGAGACUUCAGGAGAUAGAAAUUAAGAGCAAUGCACUAUUUAUCUGAUUGAAGAAGUUUCAAUGUAGUCUAAUAUUUAGACUAUGGCAAAGAUGAUGCUAGUUGCUUCUAACCAGAUUUCCAAGGAAAAAGAGGAGUAAAAAGCAGAGAUGAAGGAUUUAAAAAUUGUGCAUUUUGCCUGGAAAAGAAAUAUAUGUUAAUUUGGGCCAAAGAAGAUAUUAAAAGAAACCAGGUAUUUUGCCCUCCAGACAAUCAGAAUGGAUAGAUCCCUUGAAGGAAUUUCAGGAAAUGGCCAAAUUCCACUCAUCAUAAUUUCAAGGUUAUAAAAGCUACAAUCUCCUUUCAAAGUCUUUGCUUUGAUAAAAUAUCAUCACAGCAUCCUGCUCAUUGUCGGCAGCACAGAGAAAUUUUUUCCCAAGUUCAGUCACACAGUUUGGCCAUCCAGUCACUCAGAGAAAAUACAGCAUGGGCUCCCACCUAUUAUGUAAGCUGGCAGCAGACCAUACACCAUCCACAUGGGGUUGGUUAUGCAAGUGUGUAGAGUGCAAGAUUCAUGGAGUUAUUGAGAUUUCCACCAAGAUUUCAGAAAAAAGCCUCAAAGACUAAAACAGCCCUUAACAGAAUAGUGCAGAAAGUUGAGAGCAUCAAACCAAAGUUGCAGCAGAAACCCAGGAAGUUGAGGCCAGAAAUGUGGACUGCUUGCUGAGAUAAACCACACGCACUGAGCAGAACCUACCUAAGAGAAAAGUCAUGUGGGUUCAACCAGCAUAUCCAGAGGAGGCCAGACUUCCCGGGCCCUUUGGAACACAUAUCUCACUACAACCUGACCGGGUUGCUCAACUUAGAGCUGCAGUAUUUAAUGUUUUAGUCUUGCUUUAUACAAUUCCUUCCUAUCCCCAUAUUUUUCUAUUUGGAAAGAGAGUAUUUACCCUGUCCCACUGUGUGUUGGGAGUGUUUGAUGUUCUUUUUGAUUUUCAUAGGAGUUCAGAGAUAAAGAGUUUGCUUUGAGUCUCAGAGGAGACUUUGGAGUUGGACUUUUUAGCAAUGCUGGAAUCAUUAAGAAUUUAGCAAUUCUGAGCCAAGGGUUUAGCUCAGCAUUCUAAGUGCCUGUUUGGCAAAUGAGAGAUAGUGACUGCUAUCCCAGGUACCAUUAAAAAAAAGCAAGAAACAAAUAAAAAAGAAAUGGACAUGACCCUUAUUGGGACCAGGGACAGAAUGUUAUUGUUUAUAUCUAAAAUAUACCCCAGAAUAUUCAUCAGAAGUUUCAGAUGUCCAGAAGUGUACCAUUUUGAAUUUGUUUGGAUCAUGAGGGUACUAUACUGACCAGUAGAUUAAUCUACUGAUGUGUUCAUAGCUGAAUGUACUGGAGGUGUGGCUUUGUUGGAUGUGUGCCACAGGAGACAUGACCUAUAAGGGUGUAUUCUUGCCUCUGGCUUUUCCCUUCUCUCUCUGUUCCCGGCUGCAAUGGAAUAAGCAGCUUUUAAUAAGGAUACCCUUUUGCUACACCAUUUCUGCCUUAAAUCUAACCAACCAUGGACCUCUGAAACCCUCUGAAACCAUGAACCAAAUAAACUUCUUAUCCUUUAAAUUCUAAGUGUUGGGUGUUUAGUUCCAGCAAUGGGGAAAUGAUUAAUACAUGAAUCUGUUAGGAUAAGUUUCAGCUAUUGCUAUUGAGGUGGUCAUUUCAUCAUCAUGCACCACAUUCUCACAUACCACAUUCAGUUUUCUAAGUUACUAUCCAACACAGUUCCCCAGAAUAUUUGUGGUCCUCACAGUGGGGCUUGUUACAGCUCUCUUCAGGGUAGCUCACAUGUUUGUCUUGAGCUUUGCUUCCUGACUCCAGUGCAGAUUGCUCAGCCUUGAGGCUUAGAUCCCUAACCCCACUAGCACAGCCUUUCUGGAUACCACCAAUGAAUGUUGGACCUUACCAUUGCAGAUUUUUGAUAUGUACUUGCAUGAAAUGUGGCUGUAGGCAUUAGGCCUUUAGUUGAACUCAUGCUGGACAUUCACAUGGGAUCCAUGGCCUUGACUGUAUUCCUUGGGUAUCUAGCCCACAGUGAGAGCUCUUGCACUCUUCUGUAUUUGACUUUUUGGGCUAAUAUUGAAAGUUAAUCUUAUAAAUUACACAUCUAUUAAAUAUAUUUCCUUACAAACUCUGACUAUAGCAUGUAUUUUGAAAAUGAGUGUUGAUUAAAUUGCUCCUGUUUCCUUCUAACAUAUCAGCAUGUUCAUUCUCUGCAUUCAUUCCUUUUUCUAUUCCA